This is a messenger RNA of Sclerotinia sclerotiorum 1980 UF-70, 318 nucleotides long. RefSeq lists its product with no specific name. The transcript has 2 exons. NCBI's taxonomy places the organism in Eukaryota, Fungi, Ascomycota, Leotiomycetes, Helotiales, Sclerotiniaceae. Bases 1 to 318 code for a protein of 105 amino acids. The record is from RefSeq and is a predicted model, not a curated record.
AUGUCCAACUUGCAAAGCUUUAUUCUUCUGCCAAGUGUUCCUUUAACCGUUCGUUACUGCAUGUUUAAAACAAUCAUUCCUGCGGAGUCUAAAACUCCUCCAUUACUCCCUAAACUGUCAUAUAUCCGUGGAAGUACAGUGCAUAAAGAGUGCGUCUUUGCCAAAGGGAGCAUCUUUUUGCAACCCUACUUCCACUUUUGUGAAUCUUUAAAGCAGAAGAAACUAGUGUAUGAGAGUACCUCCUUGCCAAAGGGAGUAUCUACGUUCCACGUUUUUCACCGUAAUUCUUUCAUUGUCGCGAAUGCUGCUAGUGCAUAA